AUGAAGGUCAUCCAAUGGUCACAUCUAGCAGACAAAUGGCCUCAUUUGAAGCACAUUGAUUUUCCAGACACCGGUUUGAGACCUAUCGUGGAUUUGCUGAUUGGUAUUGACUACCUUGACAUGCACUAUUCUUACGAAGAAGUCAGGGGACAAGAAGGAGAGCCCAUUGCCAGACGAACGCCAUUGGGGUGGACAUGCGUAGGAUGUCCAGAAGGCAAGAAGAUCCCUGAUACCCAUUUCAGCAAGACGACUUUGUUUACUACAAGCAGAUCUGAUGUCGAUGAAAUCAACUCAACAAUGAAGAAGUUUUGGGAUAUCGACUCAGCUGGAACGUUCACCCAGACAACAGUGGUGAGUCCUGAUGAGAAGGCUGCUUUGGAAAAAGCUGAGAAUUCUUUCAGGUUCAUUGAUGGUCGAUAUGAAGUUGGAGUACCAUGGAAAGAAGAUAGUUAUAGAAUGGUGAACAAUCACAAAAUGGCAAUGAAAAGACUUCAGAACACCGAGAAACGUUUGCUCAAGAACCCAGAUGUGAUGAAGGCAUACGAUGAAGUCAUUGAUCAAUAUUUGGACAAAGGAUACAUACGAAAGGUUCCAGUCUCUGAGAAGCAACCUGACAGCAAGUGGUAUCUUCCUCAUUUUGCUAUAUUGAAACCCAACAAAGCGACCACCAAGAUCAGAAUCGUCUUUGAUGCUUCAGCAAAGUAUGAAGGGACAUCCUUGAAUGACAUGAUACAUUCAGGCCCGAAGCUGCAACGAGAAUUGUUUGAUGUUUUGCUACGCUUUAGAUGUCAUCCCGUCGCUGUUGUCUGUGACAUUGCUGAGAUGUAUUUGAGGAUUCAGAUUCCAGAAGCUGACCGUGUGUAUCAUCGAUUUCUUUGGAGAAGAUGUGACCAGGACAGAGAUCCAGAGGAGUAUGAAUUCAGCCGAGUGGUGUUUGGUAUAACAAGUUCACCGUUUCAAGCACAGUUUGUGAUUCAAAAGCAUGCUCAGUUGUACAGAUCAGAAUAUCCGAUGGCUUCAGAAACUGCACUCAAGUCAACCUACAUGGAUGACAGCAUUGAUUCAGUACAAGAUGACGAAAAGGGAAUCCAACUGUAUCAUCAGCUUGCAGCUCUAUGGAACAAGGCAGGCAUGCAUGCAAGAAAGUGGCUCUCUAAUUCUCCAGAAGUUCUCUCUGCAAUCCCAGUAGAAGACAGAGCAUCUGAAAUUGAUUUGGACAAUGGAGAGCUUCCAACUGUAAAGACCCUUGGAAUACUUUGGCGAGCAAAGGAGGAUAUUUUCAGUUUUCACUCAAGCCCACCUGAAGAAAAUCAAAUCAUCACAAAGAGAUCGUUUCUGAGAACCAUUGCAUCAUUGUUUGACCCUCUUGGUUUCUUGGCACCAUUCAUCGUUAGAGCAAAAGUGGUAAUGCAGGAAAUCUGGCGACAAGGCUUCGAUUGGGAUGAUGAGCUCGAUGGCGAAGUCAAGUCAAAGAUUCAGAGUUGGUACAGUGAACUUCACGAGUUGUCAAAUCUUUCAGUGCCAAGAUGUCUUCACACUGGCAAGCAUAAAGAUGUUCAAUCAAUGCAAUUACACGUUUUCAGUGAUGCAUCAGAAGAAGCUUAUGGAGCUGUUAUUUAUGCAAGGUAUGUCUACGUUGAUCAUGCAGCUACUACUAAUAUUGUCGCAGCAAAGUCACGUGUUGCACCACUGGCAGCUAUGAGCAUUCCAAGGAUGGAACUAAUGGGAGCAGUCACAGGACUUCGAUUGGCGGUAUCGGUAGCGAAUGCAAUGCAAGUGUCAGUGAAGCAAGUCAAAUUCUGGUGCGACAGCAUGAACACACUUUGGUGGAUCAGAGGACAUAGCAGAUGUUUCAAGCCAUUUGUUGCAAAUCGUGUUGGUGAGAUUCAAAACAUGACAAACCCUGAGCAAUGGAGAUAUGUUCCCACGAAGGAUAAUCCUGCUGAUCACUUGACAAGAGAGAUGGUAGCAUCUGCGUUGGCAAACAGUGAGCAAUGGUGGAAAGGACCAGAAUUCUUGGAAAUGGCUGAGGAUGAAUGGCCUAAUAAUCAAUUUGAGAUGUCAAUGGAAGCAGUAUCGGAGCAGAAGAAGUCUGGUCGUUCAAAGAUGAAGUCCGUAACAGAAAAUCAUGAAGAGAAACAAUCAUUGUUUGCUGAUGCAGUUAGCAAAAAGAAAUCUACGACUGGUGAACAAGUGGAACCAAGUAAACUGAUGAAAGCGGAGAUCAAAGAUGCAGAAAUUCAUAUCAUUCGAGACGUGCAGCAAAAUGCAUUUGCAACCGAAUACCAGCAACUGUUGAAAGGAAAGCAAAUGAAGAGUGACAGCAAAUUGAUUGUGUUACAGCCACGAAUCGAUGAAGAUGGACUUCUACGGUGUAAUGGAAGAUUGAGGUAUGCUGACUUCCUGCCAUACGAUGCAAAAUAUCCUAUUAUUCUACCAAGGAAGAACUGGGUUACAAAGCUGAUCGUGAAAUUCUAUCAUGAAAAGGAUCAUCAUGCAGGUGGCACAAAUCAGACAUUGGCAGCUAUUUCGAGUCGUUUUUGGAUAAUUUCAGCAAGAGAAGAGAUAAGAGAAUGGGAAAACGAAUGCAACUGGUGCAAAAGACGAAAGGCGAGAGCAUGCAGUCAGAUCAUGGCACCCCUACCAAGCAUUAGAUUGGCAAUGUCAUCGUGA
This is a messenger RNA of Rhopilema esculentum, 2673 nucleotides long. NCBI's taxonomy places the organism in Eukaryota, Metazoa, Cnidaria, Scyphozoa, Rhizostomeae, Rhizostomatidae. The record is from RefSeq and is a predicted model, not a curated record.